Messenger RNA from Amoebophrya sp. A25, 921 nucleotides. The record is from the annotation of a GenBank genome assembly. NCBI's taxonomy places the organism in Eukaryota, Dinophyceae, Syndiniales, Amoebophryaceae.
AUGAGGGGCAAUGCUUUUGCGUUUGUGGACGGACUGCGCAUCGAAGGUGACGCAGCAGCCUCCGUCGUAAACGGAGUAGAACUACCUACUACUUCUCUACCGUCACGACCAGAAAUGGAGGUGGAUAGAAGUAAGGGAUCGGAGAUGAUUGCGCCUUGCCUCUGUAAAGGAACAGCGAAGUGGGUCCACAGACAUUGUUUAGACGAGUGGCGAGCCGUCGGAGGCGCUCAGAAUCGACGCAAUUUUUCACACUGUCGCGAAUGCGGCUUUCAGUUUGUCAUCGAGCCGCCUCCCGACGAAAGCGUUCGCAGUAAAGAGGAGCGCAAGCGGGAGCGGCGUCUCCUACGACUCCGAGUUAAGUAGACGCAAUACAAUUGAUUUCAAGAAUUCAUUUCUACAAGAGUCAUCUCUUGCUGUUUCCUUCUUAGGUGGAAGUUCUUGAGAAAUGACCUAAAGAUGAAAUGAGUAAGUAAUUAAAUUGUUUUGCUACUUUUGAGCUCUAACCGAGCGCGCGUUCUGCGGUACGGUUGCGCUCUCUUCGUUGCGGUUCAAUUCGUGGCUCUGGGGCUGGGUUUCGCGACGGCGCAAGUGGAUCAACGCUUCAACAGCAGCAGGCUGUGGCAUCUGCUGCACGAUGAAUACCCGGACUGGCUGCGAGACCCAUUGCUGGUUGACGAGACGAGCAUCUAUCACAAAAAUGGCAUUUACUAUCUCUAUGGUCUGGCAGAACUGCAGACUCUUAUAGGGCUUGUUGUAGUGAUGCGCAACCUUUGCACCAAUGAAGAUGCUCCAGCGCAGACUCAAGGCGUACAGGCAGAUGUUGCAAAUGAAAGUAACGAAGCUGAGGUGACAGAAGGCGGACGCGGUGAUGAUGGAGCUUUACCUGCGGAGACUGGUGCUGCCUUAUGCGUGACAUAUUGA